CUAGUAGCAGACCUUCCUUUUCUUAACUUGUGUAAACCGUCUCUGUCACAUUGUGUCGUAGCCAGUGGUGCAUUGAAGUUAUUGUUUUCAAGAGUGAAGAGGGAUCCUUAAUUACACUGGGGAACAAACAGUUUUCAAGGGAGACGCACAAAAGCGGACCCAUUAUUCAUAAUCCAAACGAGUCGUGUUUUAGUUCACGGAGGAAUMAAGAAACGAGAAAAGCAAUGGCUUUGAGUAAAGCUUCUGUAAGUGACCUGGAACACAUUGGAAUACGUCCUGAAAUAGCUGAAAAACUAGUAGAAGGCAAAGAGAAAGGAAGAUUAAAAAGCCUCAGCGACGUUGUGGCUACUUUGGAGAAGUCUGGAGCUCAUUGUCAGGUCAAGUUUGAAGAUAAUUUUAAAGUAGCGCUURACGAGAAGGGGGAGGUCGAGCUUCAUGUUUGCAAGGACCCUGAACGAGAACAGAAAAAGGCGAAGGAAGAAAAAUGGACUAGGCAAUGGAGUCAGGAGAAAGACGAAGGGUUGACGUCUSAUGRGAACAAACCGACUGCUGCAAAGAGGAAAGGUCUACAGACAAAAGCACAUGGAAUGAAGAGAAGAAAAGCCCUAGGAGAUGAAGACUGGAAUCCUGUUGAAGAAGAAUUWAGUGAGGAAGAAWGUGAAGAAAGCGAAGGGAAAACGAACGUAAACACUGCAAGUGAAGAAGAACUAGAAGAACUUAAAGGAAUAGGUCCUUCUCUCGCUCGAAAAAUUGUAAAAUACCGCGAAGAAAAUGGCGAUUUUCGUCGAGUUGAAGAACUAGCAGCUGUCRGAGGAAUAAGCAAAAGGCUAGUCAAGGAACUUGAGGAAGUGCUAACAGUUGGAGAAAUACCAGAAGAAGAAAGAGGUUUUYAUUCCAAGCUUAACCCUGUACCUAUUGAUGGAUGCCUUAAGUAUAAAGGUCGGGAGGUGAUACGCGUCAUGUCUUGGAAUCUUCAAUGCUUCAGUGAUGAGAAGGCUGCAAAUAGAGGUGUCUUGGAAGUCAUUUGCAGAACGAUAUUAGAAAAUGGAAUAAGUGUUGCUGUAUUUCAAGAAAUUGGAGAUGAGAAAGCAUUACACUUGAUUCAAGAUGAGCUCAACCGUCCAACCCUGAAAAAGAUAAAACAAUUAAAGAGACCCAAGAGUUAUUGGGAGUGUGUGACCUCUGACGUAGCUGGUCCAAUGUAUAGGUCUAAAGAGUUCAAUGGCUUCUUAUUUGACUCAAGUCGUAACAUUGAGCUGAAGAGUCAUGAUCUUCUUGAGAAACCUUUACAAGGCAAGAAACAAUUUGCAAGAAGACCAUUCAUUGGCUUCUUCAAGGCCAAAAGAUUUGACUUUGUUGUGGUCAGUGUUCAUCUCAAAGCAACAGGACUCGAUAAUGAAGAUCUCAGCCGAUUACAGGAAGAAUUGGYUCGCAUUCCAGACAUAGUGACAGCAGUCCAGGAACARAUUCCAGGGGAGAGGGACUUGGCCAUUGUUGGUGACUUUAAUCUGGAACCUGAUGAGAAAGACUUUGAUUCAUUCCGCAAGGCAGGUCUGAAUAGCCUGAUUCCCCAUACAUCAUUCACCAACAUCAGCACUCGUAAUAUGGAUGGUUCUAAGUGCUAUGAUAAUAUAUGGAUCAGCAAUCAGAUUGUGGGUCAUUACUCUACUGGACGUGCAGGUGUUUUUCGUGACGGCAUGUCACACCCAUUUAUUCCUGAUGGAUGGAGGAUGAAUGGAGUGGUAUCAGACCACUGUCCCGUGUGGGCAGAGUUUUACUGUGAUCGUGAUGUGGAUAAGAGUGCUGAUGAUGCAGAUGUCAUAGACAUCAUCAUCAACACCAAGUCAGAAAUCUAGAUGGGAAGGGAUUGAAACAUGGCCGCCCAAUGAUAGCCAUGGUACAUGCACCAUCACGUGAUGGCAGUCAUGAAAGGAGGCACGACAAUAGUCAUUUCCUCUGGGAAACUGAAUUCUUUCUCAUGUAAAUCGUAUUAGACCAGAUUAAAUUCAGUGGUUGCUGGAUCCUGUCAUGGCUGCCAUCAUAUGAUGGUUCAAGCCAUCUAUACAGCUAUUUCAAAAAAACGUCGGUUAAGGUCUUGUUGAUGUUGCAUACCAAGCCUGAAAUGCACUAUGGGUAAUUUGAAUGCAACCAGUAAAAGGACGCAACGAUAUGAAAACAUUUUCAGGACUUUUUCUGCACCUUUUCCCGGCAUAUUUUCUUCUGUGCUGGCAAUAUUUACAUAUGAAUAUCAUACAUUGUAAUCUUGGUAUGGAACAUGUAACAAAGCGUUCACCAACCUUUUUGAAAUAGCUCUAAAACACCAUUGAUACAUCUUAGUUUUUAACUUAAUAUUUUUCUAUCAUAAACACACCAAACUAUCGUACCACAUUCUAAAAAGCGCCUUCAAAAGGCUUCAUUCACUCCAAUCUUUCAAGUCUCGUAAGGAGUAACAUAACGGUUGUCUCAACCAAUAAUGUCAGUAAUCCAAAUAUUUGUUUUUACAUUUUAGGAAUAUUUUUAUACUUUUACAACGGGCAAUUUGUUAUUCAAUUUUCAUAAAUUAUAAACAAAUAUUUUACAAUUUUAGUUUCAAUAUUUAAGCUAACGUAUUAAAAAUCAUGUACUCUUGA
Actinia tenebrosa (Australian red waratah sea anemone) is the source of this 2630-nucleotide messenger RNA. RefSeq names its product endonuclease/exonuclease/phosphatase family domain-containing protein 1. Gene Ontology annotation, molecular function: catalytic activity; DNA binding. The record is from RefSeq and is a predicted model, not a curated record. Gene Ontology annotation, biological process: DNA repair. Gene Ontology annotation, cellular component: plasma membrane. Lineage: Eukaryota; Metazoa; Cnidaria; Anthozoa; Actiniaria; Actiniidae.